ACCCUUACCGUUUUCUUCCUUUCAACAGCAAAUAAGGAACCAGAUCUGAGUAAGGUCCUUGACAUACGGUUCUGGCUGUCUACUGUUGCAUAUGGAAUUAUCUGCUGCUGAUAUUCCAAUUCCCCGAAUUAGAAUAUUCGAACCUCCACCUGAUCCAAGCAGGCAAGCUGCAAGCAGCACCUAAGAACUUCAUUCAUGCCGAGAUAAGAAUUCCAAAAAUUCUUCUCGGACGUUGCACACUCUCAGUCGACACCAGAGAAAUCGGAAACUAGAGAAAGAAGCUGAACUUUUCUUGUGUUAGCGUUCCCGCCAAAGCAAGUUCUUCCUCCCCCGAGCUACCUCCAUCCUCUGCGUCCUCGAACGUCACCAACACAGCUGCCCCUCCUUACACAUCAUUUCUUCUCGAUUUUUCCUCAUCCCCUUUUCAUCAAACACGUUUCCCACCUCCUAAGAGGUAGCUUAUGCUUGUGUUCUGGUUCGGAAUUCUUGACUGCUUCUUCUUCUUCUUCCGUGGCGGAAGAUGAAUCCGACAUCGAAUUGGGACGCCUAUUGGCUCUAUUGCCGGAGGAGAUGCGACGGAGGGUAAGCGAACACCCGGAACUCCACCGCCUGAUUGAGGUUGUAAUGGAUUUGGAUCGGAAACCUUUGGCUCGGUUCCCCUCCAGCGACUUCGUCCUCUCUGAUCAGACCCUGCAACAAAACCUUUAGCUUGGUUUAAAGGCCGUCAGCGACUGAAAGAGGGAGACAAAGAGAAGGAGGAUCUUUGCAACAAAACCUGCAUCAGACCCUGCAACCCAUGGCGUGGUGGCAUUGAUGGACUUCUGCCAGAGGUAAGCUGGGAUUUCGGAAACUCCUCGAUCUGCACUGGAGGUCAAUGCAAGAUUGGAGCAACGGAUUUGGUAGCAGUAGCCAUGAAAGUUCCAGCGAAUGUCCCUGCGGCAACGACAACUGUUACUGGGUUUAUUACUCGGAACAUCUUCUUCCCCUUCCAACCUUGUCAAAGCUUCCAUGGGCUCAUUUUCCCUCUUCUUGGAAAAGUAGCGACACCUCUCUUAGCACCAGCGACUGUGUUCACCUUGAAUGUUGAAAUCUUCCCCGCAACCCUUAGUAUUCUUGACUGCACACCCCCUGUGUUCCGACCAGGUGACCCCAGUCUUUGAGGUCCGCCCCUAUUCCUUCCUCUCCAUCCUCCACCACCAUCCAUCGAAGCUUUCUAGCCGGUCUAGCCGGUCCACCCCCUGUGUUCCGACCAGGGCCUUGGGGAUCUCGUGUGCUGCUCAAGGUCCCCCCAUUUUAGGUUUUCUUCUACAACUCCAGUAAAAUCCCACUGUUUCCGCAGUUCCGGUGACUUUUGCAGUUAGAUUUUCUUCUACAACUCCACUGUUUCGGCAGUUACAGCGGUUCCAAUGGUUACAACGAAGAAAAUGAGGAGGAUACGGAACUACGGAUUCUGUCCACUGCGUGACCCCGAAUCAUCAUUGUCUUCUAUUUCUGCCUGCUAGCACUAAACGUGGACGAUAUAGCAGUCAUCGAAAUCCGCGGUUCGCAAGCUAAAGGGGCUAAUCGGUCAUUCCAUUAUUAUUUUCUUAACUACUGAAGUUUUGGAUUGAAGAGUUCAGGAGUGAAUAGUUCGCAAGCUAAAGGAUCCUCAUGCUUCAUUUUGAAUUUCUGGUUUUCGUCUGCCUUUAUUUUCAAUCUUAAAUUCGUGACUGUAGUCUGCAAGCUCGGGAUUUCCAAUUCAAGGUGAUCUGAAUUGCCAUGGAAAGCAAGGAGGACAGUGAAGUACACAACUGUGUUAUGAAGCUGAGGGAGAAUCCUCAGAGACACAAGGAAAAAGUUUAUAUUGGCUGUGGGGCUGGGUUUGCAGGUGACAGGCCAUUGACAGCUCUCAAACUUCUUCAGAAAGUUGAAGAGCUAGACUAUCUUGUACUUGAAUGUCUGGCAGAGCGCACCCUGUCUGAUUGUUACCAACUUAUGAUAUCCGGUGGCGUUGGUUAUGAUUCUCGGAUAUCAGAAUGGAUGUCUUUGCUUCUACCUUUGGCAGUGGAGAGAAAAACUUGUAUAAUUACCAACAUGGGUGCAAUGGAUCCCCUUGGUGCACAGGAAAAAGUCUUAGACAUAGCUAGUAGACUGGGGCUCAAUGUAUGUGUUGCUGUGGCUCAUGAAGUUGCUUUAUCAAAAUCAGGUGUAAGCACAUACCUGGGUUCAGCUCCUAUUGUUCAGUGUUUGGAGAGGUACAAACCACAUGUUAUAAUCACUUCCCGAGUUGCUGAUGCAGCCUUAUUCUUAGGCCCAAUGGUGUAUGAAUUGGGUUGGAAUUGGGAUGACUUGUAUAUGCUAGCACAAGGGUCUCUGGCUGGUCAUCUUCUGGAGUGUGGGUGCCAACUCACAGGAGGAUACUUUAUGCAUCCAGGAGAUAAACACCGAGAUAUGUCUUUUCAGAAUCUUUUGGAUUUGUCUCUUCCUUUUGCUGAAGUUGGUUUUGAUGGAAGAAUCUGUGUGGCAAAGGCAGAUGGCAGUGGAGGGUUUAUAAAUUUUAGUACUUGUGCAGAACAACUUCUUUAUGAGGUUGGAGAUCCUGCUGCUUAUGUUACUCCUGAUGUGGUUAUAGAUUUUCGAGAUGUUUCCUUCCAGUCGUUGACAAGGAAUAGGGUUCUCUGCACUGGAGUAAGGCCAUCUGAUCAACAUGUUCCUGAUAAACUUUUACAAUUGGUUCCAAAGGACUGUGGAUGGAAAGGCUGGGGGGAGAUAUCCUAUGGAGGAUAUGGAUGCGUACACCGUGCGAAAGCAGCUGAGUUUCUGGUCAGGUCAUGGAUGGAAGAAAUGCUUCCUGGUGUUAACAACCACAUAUUUUCCUACAUUAUUGGACUUGAUAGCCUGAAGGCAACCAAUAUCAGUGAUGACACUUCAUUGAGGAGAGAUAGUGCAGAUGUAAGGCUACGGAUGGAUGGAUUGUUUGAUCUGAAGGAACAUGCACUUCAUUUUAUGAAAGAGUUCACAGCCUUGUACACAAAUGGACCAGCUGGUGGGGGUGGAAUCAGCACGGGACAUAAGAGAGAGGUUGUUCUUCAAAAGGAACUGGUCAAACGUGAAUGCAUCUUCUGGAAAACAGGAGCCAAAAAUGCCAAAAUCAUGGAUUUGGUGAACCAAGAUGGUGGUUUGAAGGAGGAUACGGAAAGACUUGUUAUACAUGAGUCACUCUUGCAGCUAGUCAGACAGAAUCAGGCAUGUGGUGCUCAUUCAGAGUUGCCAUCACCAAACAUUGCUCUUGCUCCUGCUCCAUGUGGUCAGAAGAUUCCUCUCUAUGAUAUAGCCCAUAGCAGGGCUGGGGAUAAAGGAAAUGACUUGAAUUUCUCAAUUAUACCCCAUUUCCCUCCAGAUAUUGAGAGGCUGAAGUUGAUCAUAACACCCAAAUGGGUGAAGGAGGUGGUAUCAACUCUUCUAGAUACCACUUCAUUUCCUGAUCCAGAUGCUAUCAAGAAAAGAAACAGUUGGGCUGAUGAACAUGUAAAGGUGGAGAUUUAUGAAGUUGAAGGAAUACAUUCUUUGAAUGUUGUGAUUCGUAACAUCCUUGAUGGUGGUGUCAAUUGUUCCAGGCGGAUUGAUCGGCAUGGAAAGACCAUCUCAGAUCUUAUAUUGUGCCAGCAAGUCAUAUUGCCUCCUUGACACUYGGUGCAACUUUGCAUUGUUGCUUAUUUGCUUUUUUUGAUCAGUGGGCAGCAUUUUCAUUGUUUUGUAUCUUGGAAAGCUGUGUCCCACAAGAUGAAUAAUGGCUGGAA
Nelumbo nucifera (sacred lotus) is the source of this 3779-nucleotide messenger RNA. The record is from RefSeq and is a predicted model, not a curated record. Lineage: Eukaryota; Viridiplantae; Streptophyta; Magnoliopsida; Proteales; Nelumbonaceae.